This is a messenger RNA of Toxorhynchites rutilus septentrionalis, 4784 nucleotides long. It is a transcript of the gene Polr3F, whose product is annotated as probable DNA-directed RNA polymerase III subunit RPC6. Gene Ontology annotation, biological process: transcription by RNA polymerase III. Lineage: Eukaryota; Metazoa; Arthropoda; Insecta; Diptera; Culicidae. The record is from RefSeq and is a predicted model, not a curated record. The transcript is spliced from 3 exons. The coding region runs from base 156 to 1046 and encodes 296 amino acids. Gene Ontology annotation, cellular component: RNA polymerase III complex.
AAAUUGUCGAGCAUUGUUUACGUUUAAAACAAAUAUGAUAUACAUACGCAUGUUACGUUUCUUGACGAAGACAUAACGAUACCCAUGAUUUUAGAAAUUGUUUGCAGUUUUAUUCGUACCAGGAACAAGUGCAAACGUUGAAAUCCAUUGGCAAAAUGACCGAGGAGGUGUCCACUGUUGGUUUCCAGAUUAUCGCCUUGGCGAAAGAAAAGACAGGCGGCAUCAGCAAUGAUGAUUUGGUAUCGGCUAUGCCUGAGGUGAAACCUGAGCUGCGGGUGCAGGCACUCAACAAACUGCUCCAGGAGGGAAUGCUGGAUAUUAUGAAAAAGGGUCAAGCCCUUAUCUACCGUUUGAAAGACCCCACAAAGAAAUCAACCGCACCGAAAGACAUUGACAACGAGGAGAAAAUUAUUUAUACCAUUAUCGAGGAGGGUGGCAAUAAAGGAAUCUGGAUCAGGGAUAUUCGAGUUAAGUCGAACCUUAUAAUGACCCAGCUGAACAAGGUGUUGAAACAGUUGGAGAACAAAAAACUUAUCAAAGCUGUAAAAUCAGUUAAUGCUAGCAAGAAAAAGGUUUAUAUGCUAUAUAAUAUGGAACCAGAUCGCUCGAUCACUGGGGGUGCUUGGUAUCAGGAUCAAGACUUCGAAGCCGAAUUCGUUGAUGUGUUGAACCAACAAUGCUUGCGAUUUCUCCGAGAGAGGAGAGAAGCGGCUAAAAAGUGUGGUGAUGGGCCACUCGCGGUACAAAAGCUGUCUUACUGUACGGUUGAUGAAGUGCAUAAAUUCAUUUCAGAGUUGGGUAUCAGUAAGAUAAAACUGGAUGAAGAUGACCUGGAGACUAUUCUCAAGACUGUGGUCUACGAUGGCAAGGCAGAAUCAACACCUACCGGGGACGGUAAACAUUUGUAUAGAGCCAUCGAAAACCCGCUACCACCACCGGGUCUAGUACAGAUGCCCUGUGGGAUCUGUCCGGUGAUUAAGAAUUGUUCCGACUGUGGGGAAGUUACACCUAAGCUAUGUUCAUAUAUAAGCGAGUGGUUAGAUUAGUCGAUAUGAUUAUAAGUGAGUGCGGAAGAAAGCUAUUAAAUUUUUGAUAAACGUCUCAAAUUUUAUACUCUGUGCUAAUUUUUCAUUUUUUAGCUGGAUAAUUCAUCAUUAAGAUAAUGUUAAGAAUUCUAAGAUUAUACAUCAAGAACCUCAAAUAUUCCACUUGCUGUGGUUUCACAAAAAUGUGUUUUUACAUAAAAAUAUUUACUUUUAGCAUCAAGGUCAUAUGCUCGGAGAAAAUUUGAAAUUUCUGUUAUGGCUAUGAUUCAUAUCAAUGGAAGUAGAUUGAUUAUUCAAAAAGUUGCACAGGAACAGUGCAAACUGCAUAUUGCGAUUGUAUAUCCCGAUAAGGUGAAUAUGUUCCCAUGUGGGCUUUGUGCUUUUUGUUCUGGAAUGUAGGUCUCGUGAAGAAGUAGACUAUAAUGAACAUUCGUAUGCAGAUUUCUUUAAUCGGUGGUUAGUUCCGCAAAAAAAGUGAUUGAUUAUGUUGAAAUUAAGGACGCAUUCAACCAGAAAGAUCAACCAACCCUCAGUUAUGAUUUCCGAGUACCUAAAUGCUCUGCGGAGAAGUUGAACAUGUUUAAAAGAAAAUUGAUCGGAAACGUCCAUCAAUUAGCUAACUCAUGGAAAAUUCGAACGUUAGCUCGAGCCUUUGUGACUUUAAUCUAGGUCCAAACAUGUUGAUAAUCCUUCCCUGCCAAUUUUCCGACUCAAAUCUAGUCAGGGUGUCGACUCAAAACUCGAAGAAAAUUUCCCUGAUAUUCCCUGAUUUUCCAGUAAAUUUUCAGAAAAAUUCCAGAUGUAGACUAGUAAUCAAAUUCUUUACUAAUGCUUUAGCUAUAGUUCCUAAGAUAUUUAGUUAGCUUAAACAAUGAAAUAUAAGAACGUCUGUCGAUAUAUUCCAAUGGAAAAAAUGUUUGUGAUUUUUAAAUAAGUAAAAGACGACAGAGUAGUGUCGUAAAAUCGUUAAUCUUUCGGGCUUCUGUGCAUUUCCCAAAAUUUUCUUAUUUCUUUCAAUUUUCCUUGUUUUCUAGAUAAAGAGAAUGAGAAUUUUGAACUCGUUGAAUUAAUUAGCUCAACAUUUUUAUUGAUUCUAUCCUUCCAAAGUGAAGCAUACCAUCGUAAACUUGUCGCAUAGCAUAAACGUUUCGGCAGAAAUGUUUUUUUAAAAACAUUCGGUAUAAAUGGAAAAGCUCUCUCAACGUUGGAGUUUCUACACGAGAGACAGAAGACCAUAUUGGUUAAAAAGUUCCGUAAUCCUAUCAUUUCCAAAAAAUGCUCCAGUCGGUUAUUUUCCGGAUCAUAGUGAGCAAACUUGUUGCUUCUCUUCUUCUUCUUCAAUGGCACUAACGUUCCUAGAGGAACUUCGCCGUCUCAACGUAGUAUUACUUGCGUCAUUUUUAUUAGUACUUAGUUGAGAUUUCUAUGCCAAGUAACACGCCUUGAAUGCAUUCUGAGUGGCAAGCUCUAGAAUACGCGUGAUCACAGUGCAAGUCGGAGGAAAUUUCUUUGACGAAAAAUUCCCCCGACCAGACGGGAAUCGAACCCGAACACCCGGCAUGUUAGUUGUGACGCUAACCACUCGGCCAAGGGAGCACAACUUGUUGCUAGUUUUGCUAUCAAUAUUGUUUUAGUACUAAGUCUGCUGCAGCUCCACUGAUACGUUCAAAAUCCUUCAAAGAUUAAAAAAAAGCACUAGAGUCAACAGUCAAAAGUUUCUCGACUCGUUUUCCAGCUAUUUUUUUAAAUCGAAAUCAAUGCCGUCGAGAUCAAGGAUAUAUCAAUGCCUUGAAAGCAUUAAAAGCGAAAGCAGAACUCCGCAUCCCAGACGAAAUUUCAAGAUUUGUCUGUCGUAAAUUUCGGCGAUUUUUUUAUCCAUCAAUCUAUUGAUGAAUCCGGAGCUAUCCAAAUUCAAGAGUUUUUCUUCUCCUUUGUAAAAGUCCAGUUGCAGCUCGCGUAACAUGACCAAUUCACGUUGGUAGGUUUGUUCAAAUAUAUAAUUCCCAGACCUUCUUGAAAAGUUAAUCUCUGAUGCUUGAGAACGCUCCAAGAACAUAGACGUCAUGUAACGAUUUACCACCUCCAUUUAUUCUUCCUCCCAAAAUCUGAUAUUUAGAUGCAACUGCAGCCUCUUUGUAGUCUUGUACAAAGACUCGUCGAAACCAACGACAAAAUAUAUCUUACGAAGUUUCAUCGAGCUCAGAAUUCUCAGCUUUAGAGUUCGUGGCAAAGUCUAAUAUCAUCAUGAAGCUCAUUUUAUCAAGCCCUAGCUAUACCUUCUCAGCAUUUGGUGUUAUCAAAAUUUUCUAAUUACUGCAAUAAUAAAAAUUCUAAAUGACUGAAUUUAUUUUUUUUCCAGAUUGAUGUCGAAAUUCCCUGAUAUUCCCUGAUUUUCCCUGACAUUAUUUUAAUUCCCUGAUAUUCCCUGAUUUUCAAGGAUUUUCAAGGUAGUCGACACCCUGCUAGUGAGAAAUUCGCUCAAUGAGCAUCGUGAAAUAGGUGCUAGUAAAUUAAGUAAUAUGCGUCACACAAAAACUCUUGUUCAUGAAAUAGCUUGCCUAACUGUUUCACAAGGUUCAUGUUAGUUCUGUUAAAAAUUUCGCGCUAGUAGAAAGAAUAUUUAAUCAUCUACAAGAUCGUCGAUUGAUGAAAAAUCCGCUUCUGCUGCAUAGAAACUGCGAAUGUAAACAAACGAUGUGGACAAGGACAAUGUAAUCCGUGAUACAUUCCUAGAUCAAACAACAUAGCCCAACUAUUGAAGAUCAAAAAUUAUGAUGAUUUUAUGAUAAACCUAUUUUGGUGGAGAUAAUUCAAGUCUAAAACCAUUGUUAGGUAGAUUAACUUGUCAUGAAUAGAAAACUUGAACUAAUAGUAACCAGUGCCGAAAAUAUUCACGUUCACGACAUUCAAAUACGGCGAAUUUCAACUUACCUUGUAUUGAUGAUCUACUGUUCAAGCGAGAGUCGAUAAAUAUGAAACAACACUAUUGAUGAACACGAGUGGGAUGAAUAUCCCCAUCAACAUGCCAUGAAGUUCAUUUUUCAUUUGCAUCUUUAUUUCCGUCAUGAUAUUCGAAACGUCGAACUUGAAGAUCACUGCGUGUUAGUGAGAAUCAAAGCGUAAAAUUCAACGUCAACCAAUUGAGUGUUAAAUCGUUUAAUGGUAAGAGAAGGCAUAAAAUUUUUGUUUUUGGUGACUUCGGCAUUGCAAUGUUUAGUAUAACUCUUUGACUAUGUUUUAUGAAUCUACUUCCGAUCGUUCGGAAACGACAUACACCCCCAAUCAAAUGGUCAAUGGGUGAAAAUAAUAGCCGAAAGGAAAAUGAACCUAAUCUUGUUUUGAUUUCCGGUUUAAUGAUAUUCAACCGCUUACCGCCGCACAACGGUCAACGUUCAAUGAAACCCAUAAUGUUGGCUUUUCCGGAUACCUGUUCCUUUAAUUUUUUCUGAAUAUGUUAAUAAAACACGUUCUCAAUAAAUUCACUGCAUGCGAUGAAGAUCAAUUUGGCUUUCGUGAUAAUCUUCUGAAAUUAUCGACAGUAAGGAAAGUGCCUGAAUGCAGGCUUUUAGAAAUUCAUUCGUGCUGUUUUCGUUUAAUAUACUGCGCAAAGUUCACGCGUCUCGACUCUUGUGUUAUACUCAUUAGGACAGAUAUAAUGUUGAAUAUCAACAGAAAAGAAUUCAUCCGACACUGGGAAAAAGUUAAUUCCUCCAUUCGUGAAUAAAUUUUGAUAAUUUG